AUGUUCUUCCUCCGCUAUCUAGAACGUGAAAUCAGUAUCCAUCCUUCCUUCUUUGGUAACAAUGUGAAUGAGAGGCUCAAAGAUCAGCUUUACGCAGAUCUCGAGGGUAGCUGCAAUGGAGAAUAUUACAUUGUCUGCAUCAUGGACAUCUACAAUAUCUCUCCGGGCAGAGUGAGGCCAGGGUCGGGCGAGGCGCACUUUACCAUCCUCUACCGUGCGAUUCUGUGGAAGCCGUUCAAGGGCGAGACCAUCGAUUGUGCUGUGUCAUCCAUUAAACCGCAAGGCGUCUUCUGUGAAGCUGGGCCGCUGACUGUUUUCGUCUCUAAACUGCAUCUUCCUCAAGACAUGCGACACAACCCAGACGCGACCCCUCCCCAAUACUCGAAUGGGUCGGGCGAUGUUAUUGAAAAGGGUUCCGCAGUGAGAGUGCAACUCAUCGGCCUGCGUAGCGAUGUGGGUAACAUGUACGCUAUUGGAAAAAUGUCGUCUGCAUGGUUUGGGUGA
This is a messenger RNA of Exophiala aquamarina CBS 119918, 504 nucleotides long. Its product is annotated as DNA-directed RNA polymerase II subunit RPB7. Lineage: Eukaryota; Fungi; Ascomycota; Eurotiomycetes; Chaetothyriales; Herpotrichiellaceae. The record is from RefSeq and is a predicted model, not a curated record. Bases 1 to 504 code for a protein of 167 amino acids. The transcript is spliced from 3 exons. Gene Ontology annotation, molecular function: translation initiation factor binding; single-stranded RNA binding; single-stranded DNA binding. Gene Ontology annotation, cellular component: P-body; RNA polymerase II, core complex. Gene Ontology annotation, biological process: positive regulation of nuclear-transcribed mRNA poly(A) tail shortening; DNA-templated transcription; positive regulation of translational initiation.